AUGUGGUCCUCUCCAACUAACGAUCUUGCAUUGGCCGGCCAGACGAAGAGGAUGAAGUGCAUCUUCUCUGGAUAUCCAACACCAAAUGUCACGUGGACACGAUUGGACAGAGAACUUCCGGCGAGGAUUGAGUAUCCACAGAAAGGAAUUCACGUGGAUGUGAGUGACCAGGGGGUCUAUGAGUGCAAGGGGAAGAACGCGAGGGGGGAGGAGAGAGUCGUCGUCAGGCUGACCGUUGAAUCGACGCCAUAUUGGAAAGAUGGCCGCGGACCGGAAGAAGUGAACACGUCUGAGGAUGAAAACGCGACGAUCACGUGCCACGCCGAGGGAAUUCCCAAGCCAGACGUUCAGUUCUUCAUUAAUGGCGAGUCGCUCAAAAAUCUACCUGACAGUCCGAAGAGAAUAUUCGACGCCGAGAAGAGCCAGCUCACCUUUCUCAGCGUUUCCUCACUUGACACCAGGGUGGCCAUCAAACAAAAAACUUCAGAAUCUCUAAAUGUUAUAUAUUAA
Molecule: messenger RNA, 510 nt
Organism: Helobdella robusta
Lineage: Eukaryota; Metazoa; Annelida; Clitellata; Rhynchobdellida; Glossiphoniidae
Exons: 6
Coding region: 1-510 (169 amino acids)
Biological process (GO): cell-cell adhesion
Source: RefSeq, a predicted model, not a curated record